AUGCCGUCCAGCUACUGCAGGUCCAAUGCCCUACUUUUGCACCGCUCGGCCAACAAGGACAUCAGAAGAAGAUGCCAGAGGAGGUCUUGCGAGAAAAGAGGCAGCGCCUCUACAAGACGCAGCCGUGUGCGAAUUAUGCAGCGGGACAUUGCAGUUUCGGCCACAAGUGCCACUUCGCACAUGGAGAACAUGAGCUGCGUCUUCCCGGCAAAAUUGAAGGCAGCCCUUCCACGUCGAUUUCCAGCUGGAAUGUGGAAAGAAACGACGGAUCCUGGGAAGAGAGGAGCCAAUGGCCGGAGUCCAGAAAGUGGGGAGACGCUGUCGCCAGCGGCUGGAGGUGGGGUGAGCAGGAGUGGCAGCAGGCAUGCCGCUGCGCUUGCUUUUGCGGAUAUUUCAUCGCAGUCUCCGGCAGUUUUGGGGCUCUUUUUGGAGCUUAGGACUGGCAAGAUGGCGCAGAUUGGUCUUGGUCCGCUGGCUGGGACGGCUGGGACGGCAGCUCGGAGGCGAGAGGCUGGAAGCGGGAAGGCUGGCAGUCGGACUGGCAAGAUGGUCGAGAUGGCCAGUGGGAGAGCGACGCCGGAGCGGGAAGCGAUGCUGGCACUGGUAAAAAUGUGGGGCAGGUCGAUUGUGGUAAGCCAGAUGCUCCGCGUAUUCAACAGACCGACGGAAGCGAGGAAUCACGAAGCGAUGUGCUCCAUCAAGUCGAAAGACCAACUGGACACUUGCGAGGCAGCCGUGAACACCAGCGCGACGACCGGAACCAAGAAUUUGGCCGAGGCGCUCGAAGUUUGA
Messenger RNA from Symbiodinium necroappetens, 792 nucleotides. The record is from the annotation of a GenBank genome assembly. NCBI's taxonomy places the organism in Eukaryota, Dinophyceae, Suessiales, Symbiodiniaceae.